Grosmannia clavigera kw1407 is the source of this 4515-nucleotide messenger RNA. RefSeq names its product glycerol-3-phosphate acyltransferase. Gene Ontology annotation, cellular component: endoplasmic reticulum membrane. Gene Ontology annotation, molecular function: glycerol-3-phosphate O-acyltransferase activity; zinc ion binding; glycerone-phosphate O-acyltransferase activity. Gene Ontology annotation, biological process: phospholipid biosynthetic process. The record is from RefSeq and is a predicted model, not a curated record. Bases 1 to 4515 code for a protein of 1504 amino acids. The transcript has 2 exons. NCBI's taxonomy places the organism in Eukaryota, Fungi, Ascomycota, Sordariomycetes, Ophiostomatales, Ophiostomataceae.
AUGCCUCGUUCGCACUACUACCAUCUCAAAUUCGAGCUUUACGCGACGCCUGAUCUGACGGGCGCAAAAACAGUCGAAGACGGGCUGCGACAUCCGGUGUGGCAGCCUGGGCCGGGGGCCAGCAUCUUUGACGACCUGCCGUCACACUACUCGGAAGCACAGGCGGGAAGCGAACAGGGCGAGGGUGAGGGGGACGAGCCAGACGUGGGCGAGCAGGACGCGGCGACGGCGAGAGACUGGCGAUUUGGGAACGUGUGGAUUGCCAGCUUUGAUAUGGAGGACAGCUAUGGAGGCAGCCAUGGAAAAUCGGCAGAGUCGGCAGAUGCGUUAACAUCAACAGCAUCAACAGCAUCAACGGCAUUGGUAGCGACGCCAGCAUCGUCGUUGGGGCCGAUGCUGGGAGGUGCGGGCCAGGCAACGCGGGCACGGUACAGCCAGCUAGCGACCAAGACGACCGAUGCGGGCUGGGGCAUUGUGCAUCUGUACCGGGAAGGCGGAACGGCGGUGGCAAUGCGCGACUCCAGCGGUGGUGAAGAGGACGGCAGUGACGGGACGAUGCUGUGCAUCCCGGCGGUGCCGAGCUACCUGACGCCGCGCGACUUUCUCGGCUUCGUGGGCGAGCGGUGGCGCGGCGACGUCAGCCAUUAUCGCAUGGUGAUGACGAGCCGGACGAACCGUUACAUGGUACUGCUCAAGUUCCGCGAAGCGGCGCGGGCGCGCGAGUGGCGGGCUGCCUUUGACGGAUGUGUGUUCAACAGCAUGGAGGCGGAGAUUUGCCAUGUGGCCUACAUCCGGUCGAUCGGCAUCGAGACACCGGGGCGGUGGCGGACAGCGGCCAACAGUGAGGGAAGGGGUCACUCAUCCGGCUCUCCGCGGCCGUUCCCACCACCGACACCAAACCUGAUCGAACUGCCGACGUGUCCGGUCUGCCUGGAGCGCAUGGACGACACGACUGGUCUGAUGACGAUUCUCUGCCAGCACGUCUUCCACUGCACCUGUCUGCAAACGUGGAAGGGCUCCGGCUGUCCGGUCUGUCGGGCGACCAAUCCGCUGCCGACGGUGGAAGGAGGUGCAGAGGACAAGAGCACGGGCGGUGCGGCAGGGUCGUCACCUAGCAAGGCGACGGCGCCGCCAUUUGGGGCAGGCGUCUCCAAUCUGUGCGCGGUGUGCGACUGCGCGGACGACCUGUGGAUCUGCCUGAUCUGCGGCAACGUGGGUUGCGGGCGAUACAAGCGGGGCCAUGCCAAGGACCACUGGAAGGAGACGGCACACUCGUUCAGCCUGGAGCUGGAGACGCAAUACGUGUGGGACUACGCGGGCGACAUGUGGGUGCACCGGCUGAUCCGAGCCAAGGGCGACGGCAAGGUGGUGGAGCUGCCGGGACGAUCGAGACGGCGAGGAGGAGAAGGGGGCACGAGGGGGCAGAGAGUAGGAGAAGGGGGGCGAGUCAACGAGGACUCGAACCCGGACUCGGACAGCUCGGACGACGCGGACGAGGGCGACGACGAGGAAGAGGUGGUGCCGGCAGCGAAGCUGGAGCGGAUUGGGCUGGAGUACACGCACCUGCUGACGAGUCAGCUGGAGAGCCAGCGGGUGUACUUUGAGGAGCUGGUGAGCAAGGCGGCAGACAAGGCGGCAGCGGCAGCGGCGACGGCCGAGCAGGCGGCAGCACAGGCGGCACAGACGACGGACGAGCUGCGGGUGCUGCGGGCGGCCCAUGACAUGCUAGCCCAGACGACGAUGCCGGCACUGGAGCGCGAUGUCGAGCGAGAGCGGCGACGGGCCGACAAGGCGGCAGAGCUGGCACGCAACCUCGGCCGGUCGCUACAGGAGGAGAAACGGGUGUCGGAGGGCCUGAUGACGCGGAUCCGCCAUCUGCAGGACCAGACAACACAGGCACAGGCACAGGCAGCCGAGGCCCUGGCAGCACAGGCGGAGCUGCAGGAGGCCAACCGCGAUCUGACCAUGUUUAUUUCGGGACAGGAGAAGCUGCGGGAGUUGGAGGCCGAUGGACAGGCCGUCCCGACCGGAUCCGCCGGCGAGUGCGUCUCGUGUCUCUCUUUCUGCACUCUUUCUCGCGACCGUGUCCAAGCCCGGACACGAUCUCUCUCGGCUUCCUCGCUUCCUCGCUUCUCGACCGAAAUGGCAGAGGAACAGAAGACCAACGGUGCCGUCGUGGCGGACGGACAGGCGGAAAAAGACCUGUACCCGAUGAGCAACUGGAAAUAUGACACGUUCCUCUGGACCAUGUCGAUCCUGGUCGACCUCUUCUUCCGCGAAGUGCAUCCACGGGGUUCGUGGAAGAUCCCGCGUGACGGCCCGGUGCUCUUCGUGGCAGCCCCCCACGCGAACCAGUUUGUGGACGCGCUGAUCCUGCAGCGCACACUGCACAACGAGGCCAAGCGGCGGGUGUCGCUGCUGAUCGCGCAGAAAUCCGUGCACGGAUUCAUCGGCUGGGCAUCGCGCCAGGUUGGGUCGGUGCCGGUUGGCCGAGCACAGGACUCGGCCAAGCCAGCUGCCGGCACCAUAUACCUGCCGGACCCGGUCAACGAUCCGACGCUGCUGCGUGGAGUCGGCACCUCGUUCGACACGGUGGCGGCGGUGGGCAGCAUGAUCUUCCUGCCGUCGGUCAAGGGCAAGAGCGGGUCGAGCGUGGACAUUGCGGAGAUCCUGGGGCCCGACACUGUCCGGCUCAAGCGGCCGUUCCAGGGCCGGACGUCGAUGAUGCAGCUGACCGGCUGGACGGCCAUCACAGACCUAGACGAGGACGGGCACUUUCUCGGCUCGAUCUCGGGUCCGGCGCCGGGAUUUCAAGGUACCAAGUUCAAGCUGGCAGCCCACAUCGACCAGACCAAGGUGUACCAUGCCGUGUUCAACCGGCUGCGCAACGGCGGCUGUGUCGGCAUCUUUCCCGAGGGCGGCAGCCACGACCGCACCGGCAUGCUGCCGCUCAAGGCCGGCGUGGCAAUCAUGGCUCUGGGAGCACUGGCUGAGUCGCCUGACUGCGAUCUGCGGAUCAUGCCGGUGGGCAUGAAUUACUUCCACGCACACAAGUUCCGGUCGCGGGCGGUGGUGGAGUUUGGGCCGCCACUGUCGGUGCCGGCCGAACUGGUGGCCAUGUACCGGGAUGGCCGGCGUCGUGACGCGAUCGCGCAGCUGCUGGAUAUGGUGCACCAGGCGCUGGCGGCCGUGACGGUGUCGACGCCCGACUACGACACGCUGAUGCUGAUCCAGGCGGCACGGCGGCUGUACAACCCGACGGGCAAGAAGCUACCACUGCCAAUGGUCGUGGAGCUGAACCGACGACUGGCCAUGGGCUACGACAAGUACAAGGACGACGAGCGGGUGCGGGCAGUGACCGAGGCGGUCAAGGACUACAACCGGCAGCUGCGAUACCUCAACAUUCGCGAUCACCAGGUCAACUACGCGCGGCUGCCGUGGUGGAAGGUGUCGGCGCUGUUUGUGCUGCGACUGGUGCAGCUGAUGGUGCUGUCGGUCGGCGUGCUGCCGGGGCUGUUGCUGUUUGCGCCGGUCUUUGUGGUGACAAAGCUGUACAGCCGGCGGAAGGCAGCCGAGGCGCUGGCCGGAUCGUCGGUCAAGAUCCAGGGCCGCGACGUCAUGGCCACGUGGAAGCUGCUGGUGGCCAUGUUCUUUGCGCCGAUUCUGUACAACGCCUACUGCGUGCUGUUUGUGAUCAAGUUCGGGUCCGACCGGCUGUGGGGCUACGUGCCGGCCUGGGCAACCGAGGCGCCCUGGUGGCUGGUCUUUCUGACUGGCUGGAUCGUCUUUCCGCUGAUUACGUUUGCGGCCUUGCGUUUUGGCGAAGUCGGCAUGGACAUUGUCAAGUCGUUGCGGCCGCUGGUGUUGUGCAUGAUCCCGGCCUCGAGCUACAACAUCCACAAGCUGCGCGAGCGACGGGCCGAGCUGCAGGUGCGCGUGACCGACCUGGUCAACACGCUGGGCCCCGAGAUGUUCCCGGACUUUCCACACAAGCGGCUGGUCAAGGUGCCGGUGGGCAACGGCGACGCACGGCUUUCCGGCAGCACGACAUCGCGGCCUGCGACGGCGACACAGACGACGACACAGACGACGACACAAAUGUCACCGCCCUCGGUCCAGCACCGACGCCACGACAGCGAGCAGUCCAGCGGCAGUGGAUCGGGCACCGGCACCGGCACCGGGAUCACCAUCACCGUGGGCGCCACACAGUCAGGCCGUGCUGUUCCGCGCAACGAGUCAUUCAGCAACAUCGGCAAGGUGGGCAUCUUUCCGACACGGCCACCGUCGCGGUCGCGGUCGCGCAGCAGCAGCGCAGGCGGUGGGUUUCCCGUCAGCGGGUUCACCACACUGGAUGCCAACGGCGGCUUUGACGAGGCCAGCAAGAAGAUCCGCGAGGCGAUGCGGGAACGCGGCGAGCUGAGGCGACGACAGAGCCAGUCGGCCAAGGACUUUUCGCUGAUGGCGGACGAGGAUGAGGAAGAGGAGGAAGAGGGUGAGGAGAAGCAGGACGAGUGA